ACGACGUCGGGAAGAAUGGCUGGAGCGAAGCGGCUGCGAUGGGUCGGCCUAGCGGUCGUCAUGGCUGCACUUGUGCUAGUAGCAGGCGAGAACCAAGGUGGGGAUGCGGCGAAGUCAAGCACUGAAGCCAGCGCUGACAGCAGCUCCAACACACUUUUCAGCUACAAGGACAUCACAAGUUUCCUGCAAACAAGAUGGGAGCACACUGUGAAGUUGUUCGACCGCGACUGGCUCACGGAUGUCAUCAAGCUGCACAAGUCUCCGAAAGACUUCAAGAGGUUCUAUUGCGAUGUGAAAGUGUUUUUCCUCAGUCUCAGGGGCUAUGAGAAGGAGGCUACCAAUCAUACCUCGCUGCUGCGCCUCACUGUGAAGAGGCCAAUCUAUGCCAAACUUCUGAAUGAAGUGUUGGAAGAAAGCCACAAGCAGCCUGGAGAAUGGAUUGUAGCCAAAGAGCCUGUGGAGGGAUACAACGUUUCGAAGAAAUCGGUCGACAAGUUCAAGAAGUUCAUCGGCCAAAUCCCUUGCCUCGAGAUGAAACGUGCUGCGUGGAAGGAUGACAACAUCGUUUUCAAGGCUAAGAUCAAGGAGGGACAUGAGAAGGAUGGCCGUAUUCUGAGCCUGGCGAUGGGAACUCUGCACUCAGGGCUGAAUCCGAUCAAGAGGUUCAAGUACGCGCUUGCGACGUCCCUUGAAGUUCCAGCGGACCUUCCUUGGAGAAUAGCGCACAUUCCCUUUGAGAUGACCUUGUGGAUUAUCAUCGACUGCAGUGUGAUGUUCACAUUCUACAUCAUCCCACAUUCUGACGGAGUGCUGAACUAUGUGGACAA
Messenger RNA from Guillardia theta CCMP2712, 827 nucleotides. RefSeq lists its product as hypothetical. Lineage: Eukaryota; Cryptophyceae; Pyrenomonadales; Geminigeraceae. The record is from RefSeq and is a predicted model, not a curated record. The transcript is spliced from 4 exons. The annotation marks the transcript as partial.